This is a messenger RNA of Racocetra persica, 242 nucleotides long. NCBI's taxonomy places the organism in Eukaryota, Fungi, Glomeromycota, Glomeromycetes, Diversisporales, Gigasporaceae. The record is from the annotation of a GenBank genome assembly.
CUGGCGCAGUAAGCCAGCAUCGUGCACUUAUAUUUUGCCAACUUAAGACUAUGCUCGAUAUCAUAGAGAAAGAUUUGCUUGAAGCUUACAUGCCUUCAGUAACCUACCUACGUCUAGAUGGAUCAGUGGACGCUAACAAACGACACGGAAUUGUACAACAAUUCAAUAAAGAUCCAUCAAUUGACGUUUUGCUACUUACAACCCACGUUGGUGGAUUAGGCAUCAAUUUGACAGCCGCAGAU